Ictalurus punctatus (channel catfish) is the source of this 1841-nucleotide messenger RNA. RefSeq lists its product as uncharacterized. The record is from RefSeq and is a predicted model, not a curated record. Lineage: Eukaryota; Metazoa; Chordata; Actinopteri; Siluriformes; Ictaluridae. The coding region runs from base 115 to 1209 and encodes 364 amino acids. The transcript has 3 exons. Gene Ontology annotation, molecular function: DNA binding. Gene Ontology annotation, cellular component: nucleus; transcription regulator complex. Gene Ontology annotation, biological process: regulation of transcription by RNA polymerase II.
CGGAAGCUGAGUGGUUACCAGGGAUAGCACUUCCGCUGGUAGGAUUUGUAUGGCAGUUUUUGCGGUAACGGCAGCGCUGUGAGAUGCUGAACCAGACCCGGUGCAGGGUGUAAAAUGGCGGCGCCGUGGACUAACGAUAAAGAGGAGGAGUUCGUGGCCAUGAUGGAGGGAAAGCCGGAGUUAUUCGACAACACGGAGAUGAAUUUCACCAACAGGACGGCGAAGAUGAACGCCUGGCAGGAGCUGGCUAAACACUUCCAGAUCAGCGAGAAGGAGCUGCAUAAGAAAUGGGACUCUCUCAGGACUCAGUACAGCAGAUACACCAAGAUGAUGUACUGCUCAGACGGACGCUUCUUCACCCCGAGACAGCAGUGGAUCAUGCAGCGCCUCAAAUUCCUCGAUCCUCACAUCAAGCGCAGGAGCAACUACUGCACCGACCUCGACUACGAGGUGACGGUGGUUGAGAACGGCUGUGAGGAUUCGAGCCCCGCCCAGGUGGACGUGGAGAUUGAGGCGGACAGCAUGAACAAGCUGGAGAUGAACCUGGACGCCUCCAAACUCUCCAAGCAGCUCUCCAAACGGGCGUUCCAGAACGACGACUCGGACUCGGUGCGUUCUCUCGGAGCCAAGAAACCCUGCUCGGACAAACCGAGCCCGCAGAUGUUCCCCAAAAGCGCCUCCAAGCGACAGUGCGAUGAGGAAGACGAGGAUGAAGAGGAUGAUUCGGCUAGUCUCAGGAGGAUCGUGUGCAGCACCAUGGAGGAGAAGAAGGACGAGCGCUGGGACGGUUUUUCCGGCUACGUCACCUCCUGUCUCCGGAGCCUGGACUCGUCCCAGAGCCGCAUGAGGGCGCAGGACGACGUGUGCGCUGUGCUGCAGAGACACAUGGAGCGAGACGGCGAGGACGAUGACGACGACGGGGCGGGGGACAGGAGCGAGACGUGCAGGAGAACCUGCUCCGCCUGCUGCGGGUCCGGGAGGAACACGAGCGGGGGCGGCGCCGUCAAGCUGGCCACACCCCCCACGGACGAUCAGGACGACCUCGAGCCCUUCCUCAAGUCCAUGUCCAUCAUCAUGAAGAGGUUACCCGAAUGCGAGAGGUCAGAGGUCAAGUUCAAGAUCCAUGAGCUGGUGCACAAAGCUCAGAUGAAACAUCUAAACGAACAGAGGAGCAAAGAGCAGAACAUGCAGAACCCGUCUGCUCUAUGAGCUGCGUUUUACUCUCGCACACCACACUGGCACUUUUUUACAGAGCUUUAUAACUUUUUUUUUUAAGUUAUAUAUAUAUAUAUAUAUAUAUAUUACACGUCUGCGAGGAAUAAAUUAGGAAGAUCUUCUCUUCAUAGUGUAUUCUGCUGGAAGAAUAAAAACGCUGGAAGUGUUAUAAAAAUAAACACUGUUUCUAUUUUUUUAUACUAAAGCGUUAAAACCACUAUCGCCAACAACAGGCUCAGGGUUGCCAGAUUCACCAGGAUCCCUCACAGUUGUGCUGUUUUUAUCAAUAACAAGGAAGAAAGUGUUGAAUCUGUGACGCGUUAAACGUCACAGUGCUGCGUUCGAAAUUUUAAUUGUUGAGAUCACAUUCAUUCAGUCAGUUUUUAUUUUAUUUUAUUUUAUUUUUUGCAUUUUAUUGUUUUAAAUGAACACAAAACAUACUUUGUUCUAUCACACUGUGCAUCAUGAGCGUGUAUCACGUUAAAUUUUUAUUUAAAUUCUAAAUAUAAACACAAACGUUCAUGAAUCAAUUACAAUUGAUUGAUUGGUGAUUUGAUUGAUUGAACAUUUCAUUGUUAUUCAUUAAUUAAUAUCAGACAGAACGACAUUAAACAUAUGAUUGGGAA